AUGACAUUCCUGUUCCCAAGAGGCUGCUGCGUGGAGAUCAGGAGAGGAUGCUCCUGUAAGGAGUACGUUGUGGACCGGAUGACGGACACAACCACCGAGGCCCCGCGGCUGCCGGUGCCGCUGCGCCGCUGCCACGGGGCGCUCCAGGCCAUCAACGGCAACGGCACCUGCGUGGAGCAGCUCGGCUUCUUUCCACCGUUCUCCUCCACCCUCGCGCUCCUCGUGCUGGUGGCCGUGCUCGCGGGGGUCGUCCUCGUCUCCCUGGCAACGUUCCACUUCCACAAGAGGAAGCUCCGGAAGAGGAAGAUCCAGCGCGCGCAGGAGGAAUACGAGCGCGACAGUCGCAGCCCCAAGCGCGCAGGGGCGAGCGGGGAUCCCGCGAGGCCGUGCGUCAUCGUGCGGCCGGUGAGAUGCGGGGAGGUUCAGCCCGCGUGCCGGAGCGAGGGAGGCGGGGACGUCACCGGGGCACCGGGGGAGGACGAGCUGCACGAGGCGGUUGCUCUGGACUGUUAA
This is a messenger RNA of Pleuronectes platessa (European plaice), 513 nucleotides long. RefSeq lists its product as uncharacterized. Bases 1 to 513 code for a protein of 170 amino acids. The record is from RefSeq and is a predicted model, not a curated record. NCBI's taxonomy places the organism in Eukaryota, Metazoa, Chordata, Actinopteri, Pleuronectiformes, Pleuronectidae. The transcript is spliced from 2 exons.